GGUCGUGCAGUCGGCUGUUAGAGGAGCCAGCGCUCGUUCUCCGCGCUCGUGCCAGAGGUCAGUGAGUGGCUUCGUGCAGCCGAUGCGGCUCGGCGCUCUCUGCAACACGUACUCGCAGCGCCGGAGAAGGAUCGGCCUGGUCCAACUCCCCCGCCACGCAUUCCCAUGGCAACCCUUCUCCGCAUACUGUCGGCUGGCUGCAGCCCCUUGGCGCACGUGGCAUCCAGGGCACCCGCGCGGAGUUCCAGGGCGGUCCAGAUACCAUGCUUUCGACUCUUCAGCACCCACCGGGCUCUUCGCCGAGCUGCUGCACCAGGUAUCCCAUACAAGCAGCUGACGGUGGGUGUACCGAAGGAGGUGUUCCUCAAUGAGCGCCGCGUGGCAUUGUCCCCUGCUGGCGUCCAGGCGCUCAUCAAGCAGGGCUUCAACGUCGUCGUGGAGUCCGGCGCUGGAGAAGCGGCAAAGUUCUCGGACGACCACUACGUCGCAGUUGGGGCGAGCAUCAGGGACACCAAGGCUGUACUGGCCUCUGACCUUGUCGUCAAGGUGCGAGCCCCCUGUUUCAACCCUGUGCUUGGGCUGCAUGAGGCAGAGCUGCUGAAGGAGGGCUCCACUCUGGUGAGCUUCAUCUACCCGGCCCAGAACCGUGAUCUCAUGGAGCAGCUGUCCCAGCGCAAAGCCACCGUGCUGGCCAUGGACCAGGUGCCUCGCAUCACCAUCGCCCAGGGGUUCGACGCCCUUAGCUCCAUGGCCAACAUUGCCGGCUACAAAUCCGUUGUUCUGGCUGCAAACAACUUUGGUCGUUUCUUCACUGGUCAGAUCACUGCCGCAGGCAAGGUGCCCCCUGCCAAGGUUCUUAUCAUCGGCGGUGGAGUCGCGGGGCUCGCUGCUGCCGGAACGGCUCGGGCCAUGGGCGCUGUUGUCAGGGGUUUUGACACCAGAGCAGCAGCGCUGGAGCAGUUCAAAUCCUUGGGGGCUGAGCCUCUGGAGGUGGACGUGAAGGAGUCGGGCGAGGGCCAGGGUGGCUAUGCCAAGGAGAUGUCCAAAGAAUUCAUAGAGGCUGAGAUGAAGCUGUUUGCCAAGCAGUGUCUGGACAUCGACAUCCUGAUCAGCACUGCCCUCAUCCCUGGUCGCAAGGCGCCCAUCCUGAUCACGAAGGACAUGGUGGAGAGCAUGAAGGAUGGAUCAGUGGUGGUCGACUUGGCUGCUGAGGCUGGAGGCAACAUUGAGACCACGGUCCCUGGGGAGCUGACGAUCCACAAGGGUGUGACUCACAUUGGCUACACGGACUUGCCGAGCCGGUUGGCCACUCAGGCCAGCAGCCUGUACUCCAACAACAUCGUGAAGCUGCUGCGAGCCAUCAGUCCAGAUAAAGAGAACUUCCACUAUGAGGUGAAGGACGCGUUCGACUACGGCACCAUGGACCACGUCGUCCGCGGCACCGUCGUCAUGCAGGACGGGAAGCUCGUGUUCCCUGCACCGCAGCCCAACAACAUCCCCGAGGCAGCACCCCCAAAACCCAAGACGGUGCAGCAGCUCCAGGCAGAGAAAGCCGCUGCCGUGUCACCGUUCCGCGCCACCCUGACCACCGCCAGCGCUUACACCGGGGGGCUGGCCACGGUCCUCGGGCUGGGUCUCUGUGCCCCCAACUUGGCCUUCGCUCAGAUGGUGACCACCUUCGGCCUGGCGGGCAUUGUGGGCUACCACACAGUGUGGGGGGUCACCCCUGCUCUCCACUCCCCCCUGAUGUCUGUCACCAAUGCCAUCUCGGGUCUGACUGCUGUGGGGGGGCUUGCUCUCAUGGGUGGCAGCUACACCCCCAGCUGCACGUCUGAGACUCUGGCGGUCCUGGCAGCCUUCAUCUCCUCUGUUAACAUUGCUGGUGGGUUCCUGGUCACCCAGAGGAUGCUGGACAUGUUCAAGCGACCAACGGACCCUCCCGAGCACAACUACCUGUACUUGCUGCCCGCGGGGGUCUUUGUCGGGGGUUAUGGUGCUGCCCUGCACAGUGGCUACAACAUCGAGCAGAUGAUGUACUUGGGCUCUGGGUUGUGCUGCGUCGGUGCUCUGGGUGGCCUCUCUACCCAGUCGACGGCACGGCUCGGUAACGCCCUGGGCAUGAUGGGUGUGGCGGGCGGUCUGGUGGCUACCCUGGGGGCCCUGAAGCCCUCCCCUGAGCUGCUGGCUCAGAUGAGCGCCGCCAUGGCUGUGGGGGGAACCGCUGGUCUGACCAUCGCCAAGCGGAUCCAGAUCUCGGACCUUCCGCAGCUGGUGGCCGCGUUCCACAGCCUGGUGGGCCUGGCGGCCGUGCUCACCUGCGUGGCAGAGUACAUGGUAGAGUACCCCCACUUUGCCACGGAUCCGGCCGCCAACCUCACGAAGAUCGUCGCCUAUCUGGGCACCUACAUUGGCGGGGUGACCUUCAGCGGCUCUCUGGUGGCUUACGGCAAGCUGCAGGGAAUCCUGAACUCUGCUCCCCUCCUCCUGCCGGGCCGCCAUGUCCUCAACGCAAGUUUGAUGGCUGCCAGCGUGGGUGGGAUGGUCCCCUACAUGUUGGAUCCCAGCUACACUAUGGGCCUCACCUGUCUGGGCUCCGUCUCUGCUCUCUCUGCCGUUAUGGGUGUGACGCUGACGGCAGCUAUCGGGGGUGCUGACAUGCCAGUGGUCAUCACAGUGCUCAAUAGCUACUCGGGCUGGGCCCUGUGUGCCGAGGGCUUCCUGCUCAACAACAACCUGCUCACCAUUGUGGGAGCCCUCAUUGGCUCCUCUGGAGCGAUCCUGUCCUACAUCAUGUGUGUGGCCAUGAACCGUUCACUGGCCAAUGUCAUCCUGGGUGGAUAUGGAACGUCCUCUACAGGAACGGGCAAGCCCAUGGAGAUCACAGGAACCCACACGGAGGUCACUGUAGACCAGACGGUGGAGAUGAUCCGCGAAGCACAGAGCAUCAUCAUCACGCCGGGAUACGGCCUCUGCGCUGCCAAAGCCCAGUACCCCAUCGCUGACCUGGUGAAGAUGCUGAAAGAACAGAGCAAGGAAGUCCGGUUUGGCAUCCACCCAGUUGCAGGACGCAUGCCGGGCCAGCUCAACGUUCUGCUGGCUGAAGCCGGUGUGCCCUAUGACAUGGUCCUGGAAAUGGAUGAGAUUAAUGAGGACUUCCCAGAGACCGACCUGGUUCUAGUAAUUGGGGCGAACGAUACUGUUAACUCUGCCUCCCAAGAAGAUCCCAACUCGAUCAUUGCUGGAAUGCCGGUACUGGAAGUAUGGAAAGCCAAACAGGUGGUGGUGAUGAAGAGGUCGCUAGGCGUGGGCUACGCUGCUGUGGACAACCCCAUUUUCUACAAGCCCAACACAGCGAUGUUGCUGGGAGAUGCAAAGAAGACCUGCGAUGCCCUGCAGGCUAAGGUGCGAGAGCUCAGCCAAUGAACUCCCAGCGUUGCAGAGGGCGCUGUGACUCGGCACUCCGCCGCAAAGCCAUGGGAAGGGAAGGAAGGAGUCUGCACACGAAAACACAAUUAGGAAAGUUUUAUCCCCCGUGUUGCCUGUGUCCUGAAGUGUUUGUCUAUCAUUCCUUAUUUUGCCAGACCUUACAUGAAGUAUUAGUGUUGAGAUAUAUUGGUUAUUAAGGUAAUAAUAUUUUACUUUUGAUAGGCAUUAGAAAAAUUCAUUCUCCCCCCUACUGUUCAGCAAAAGAGGCACAAUCUUACACUCCUUACUCAUUUGGUUUUAUACAGUAGUUAAUUUUUAUAUAAGCUGGUUCACAAGUGUCUGUGAAAUAGAUCUAGCAGAAUCUGUUGGCUUAACUUUUUUUUUUUUUAAUGAUUUCACUAGAGGCUGUGAUGUUGCCGCAGGGAAUUCCUUUGGCUUGAAGAGGCCAAGGAUGGUCUUUAGUGAGUGUAGCUACUGCAAGCAUUUUAAAUUACCAAGGAGUGUUGUGGUCACAUGAUCUGUUUUAAACUUGAAGGAAGGGUGCUCAGAGGACCAAGAGACUGCUCCAGAUGCCUGUUUUUAUGACAACUCAUCACCCUUUGUUUUGUUUAUAGGUAGUUCAUAGUAUAUCUCCAAGACUAAUUGGAAACCAGUUCAGUCUCAAGAAAAACACUUCCCAGAUGGCCCUAAUAUUUGCGUACUGUAUAUCUGUACAGGCCAUUCAUAAUGGUUAUCAAUACCUCAUACUAGGGAGCCUCAGACAGUGUUGGAUAGAGUGGUCUUUUUUUAUUUUUCUUUCCCUUCUUUCAUUAGUGAAAUAAUGAAUUUCUUGCACUGGGACCUGAUGCAAUCCAUGGCAUUAGAAAUGUAUAACAGCAUUACCAUGACAAUAGUCCUAGCUCAUCCUAAUUAUUUGGUUGACCAAUUGUACACUUUCGUUACCUUAUUACAAAUGAUUCCAACAUCCAACUUUUACAUUUCUUUCAAUUUCAGGACCAUAAGCAAUUGUACCUCAUAUGAAAUGAUUACGCAUUUACUAUUUUGGGAAAGUCUUCAGAUUCAUAGUGUGUGCGCUGUGUGUGAUACCUGGAGCGUGGCCGAUGUAUGAAAGGGGCGCGGCGCUUUCGGAGCAGCUGAAGUCCCGCAAACUAUUUUUCAUACAGAGUAAACCCCAGCUAGUCUAGAAAUGUUGAUUCUUUGCUUUGUAGGAAAGUAAACCAAUAAAACGGAAAAGCAACAGCUACUUGUUCGCGUGGCGUGAUGUGGAAGUUUACCUGUGAAUGUUCUCUCCGAUUCAACACACGUCGCACGUAAUAAAACACCUGAACAAA
Scleropages formosus (Asian bonytongue) is the source of this 4757-nucleotide messenger RNA. It is a transcript of the gene nnt, whose product is annotated as nicotinamide nucleotide transhydrogenase. Gene Ontology annotation, biological process: NADPH regeneration; proton transmembrane transport. Gene Ontology annotation, cellular component: mitochondrial inner membrane. Gene Ontology annotation, molecular function: NADP binding; oxidoreductase activity. The coding region runs from base 166 to 3423 and encodes 1085 amino acids. The record is from RefSeq and is a predicted model, not a curated record. NCBI's taxonomy places the organism in Eukaryota, Metazoa, Chordata, Actinopteri, Osteoglossiformes, Osteoglossidae. The transcript is spliced from 22 exons.